AUGUCUUUUGAUUCGAUUUCGUCUGGAGCAGUCGGAUGUUUUCCCCGUCGUGCUCACACAAUCACUGCACCUGAUGAAGCUCAUACCUAUAUGAUUACGGUGUACAUGUACUGUUUCAAUCCGGAAAACAAGAACGACCGAGUUUGUGUUGACUUACACAAGCGGUCCACAACUAAGGAGUUAAUAGAGAGAGUGAUCUCAAUGCGACAAGAUCUUGCUGGGAAAUCUACCGAAGAAUUUGACAUCUAUGAAAUGAUGGUAACUCCUGAUGGACAAGCCUCGAAGGAGCGCCGUCUGGAUCGGGAUGAAUAUCCGGUAGCAGUACAGCUUAUCUGGAGCAGAAUGCCAGGCGGCGAACAGACUAUCAGCAAUUACCGCUUCGUUUUUAGGCAUAAGGGAACACGUACUGGUUCUUCGUGUACCCGAUUUGGAUCCGCUGAAACAGCAAGUACCAUCGACGCGUUCCUUGCUCGUUUUCUUCAACAACCUAUUGAUCGGGAGUACGCAGACCUUUGUAUGUUGCCUGAAUUGACAGAACAGACGCUGCUCGACAACUUGAGAGACCGUUUUAACAGCGGACACAUCUACACCUAUAUCGGUCCGAUUCUGGUCGCUGUGAACCCAUUCAGCUUUUUCCCAAUUUACAACCCGAAGUACGCCCGUUUGUAUUCCAAAAGCCGUAAGCUAGGAAGUCUUCCUCCGCACAUAUUUGCCAUCGCUGAUGUAACCUAUCACAAUCUUCUACGCAUCAAAGAAAGCCAGUGUGUAGUGAUCAGUGGUGAAAGUGGGUCUGGCAAGACCGAAUGCACCAAUCAUUUGAUCUCCCAUCUCACGUCGCUAUCCCAGAAGGGUAGCCGAGCUUGUAGCACGGAAACCAGCCUACUGAAUACGGGACCAGUGCUUGAGGCGUUUGGUAACGCGGUCACACUCCAAAAUAAUAACAGCAGUCGAUUCGGGAAGUUCAUCAAAAUUAACUACAGGGAAAAUGGAAUGGUCUCAGGGGCAAACGUAGAAAUCUAUCUGUUAGAGAAGUCGAGGAUCAUAUCUCAAGCAAAAGGAGAACGAAACUAUCACGUGUUCUACUACCUACUGGAGGGUGCGAGCGAGGAAGAUCGCUCGAAGUACUUCCUUCUGAAGCCACAAGAUUACCAUUAUCUCAACAAGCAUGAGCAGUUCUCCCCUGAUGGGGUGAACGAGAAGUACGAGUUCGAGCGCCUGCGCCGCGCGAUGAGCAGUGUCGGCUUUAACUCGCGCACCCAGUCGACGAUGUUCGGCCUUAUAUCGGCUGUUCUUCUGCUUGGCAACAUCUCUUAUAUCAAGAGACAUGGGUACCACAGCGAUGAAAACGCCUACAUCGAAAACGAAGAGAUCGUUGAUUUGGUCGCACAGCUACUUAAUAUUAAAUCUGAGGCUUUGACGCAGGCGCUGACAAUGAAGCGACAUGUGAUGAAGACCGAAACUGUCGUCACUCGUUACAGCGUCUCCGAGGCGAUCAAUACAAGAGAUGCUAUGGCAAAAUGUAUAUACAAUGCUCUAUUCCACUGGAUUGUUUUGCGGAUCAAUCAGGUUCUCAUGAGGAAAGAUAUAUCUAGUAGUGUCGGGUACUACAUAGGGAUUCUGGAUAUUUUUGGUUUCGAAGAUCUUGGUGCGCAAUGGAAUUCGUUCGAGCAGCUCUGCAUCAACUAUGCGAAUGAACAUCUCCAGGCGUACUUCAACCAACACAUCUUCCAAUUCGAACAGGAGGAGUAUCAAUCACAAGGUAUAUGCUGGACCAACAUCGAGUAUACGGACAACACGGAAUGCGUACAACUAUUUCAGAAUAAGCCGUACGGCUUGUUGCGACUGAUCGACGAGGAGAGCAAUAUCAACAAUGGAACAGACGAAUCAAUGCUCGCUAAACUUAAUCAAUUUCUUAAGACGAAUGAGUACUACGAGACUCCACAACGCAAAGAGCCGGCAUUUAUCAUCGCCCACUAUGCAGGGAAAGUGAAAUAUCAAAUCACGGGAUUUCGCGAAAAAAAUAAGGAUCUCAUGAGGCAGGACGUCUUGAACACACUCAAGACGAGUAGAUGUGCAUUGUUGAAGGCUAUCUUGGGUGACGACCCAGUUGCGGUUUACAGGUGGAGCUUCGCCCGGACGGUGUUUCGAGCCAUUCAAGCCUUCAAGCAAUCUGGUAGAAAGCUACUCAGAAGUGAGUCUACUGAUCAUCUUCGAGUGCUAACGGGAUUAUCGGAAGUUCGUCGUGGCUCCGACUCGGCUCUCUCGCAGUUUCUUCGCGGUGACUUGAAAAUCGAUCUACCACCUUUUUGCGACACGAGCAUGUUCAAGACGAUUGUGAAUCAAGCAAGGAGAACACCAGCCAAGGGAGAGGAGCGCAUGAACACCAUUUACGAAUCGCUGCAGUUGCUGAAAGAGACGAUCGGCAAGCGGCCGAUAUCCAAUAAGCCGACAUCAGUGUCGCGACAAUUCGAAUAUUCGCUGAAUCGGCUCAUGAGCACCCUUGCACAUGCUUCGCCCUACUUUAUACGAUGCAUCAAGAGCAACAACGACAAAAUCCCUAACCAUUUCGAUGACAACAUCAUCUUACGGCAACUUCGUUAUACGGGUAUGUUGGAGACGGUACGAAUCCGAAGAACCGGCUACAGUGUACGAAUUGAAUGGAGUGCUUUCAUCCAGCAGUACCGCGUCCUACUUCCAAAUGGGCUUGCCAGUACCGAAGAUGAUGUAAGGAAGUUUCUCAGCACAUAUCCGUCGUUCCAACCCGAUAAUGUGCAAUAUGGAGUAACCAAGAUCUACAUGAGAGAUGCUGAGAAGUUAAUGCUUGACGACCAGCUGCACAGGGUUAUCAUGCAACAUAUAGACACGUUGCAACGUUGGUUCCGUAUGAUCAUCGCUCGGAAGCGCUAUCUGCGAUUCAAGCAAGGCAUUGUCAAGAUACAGGCAUUGGUAAGGGGAGUCCUUGUAAGGUCGCGGAUACGAAAACAGGCUUACGCAGCACUUGUAAUUCAAAGUAACUAUAGACGAAAUCGUGAGGAACGUCGCUAUCGGUUACUUCGGGAAGCUGUAAUUGCUGUUCAAGCCGCAUAUCGAGGAAAUCAGGCUCGAAAAAGGUUAGGAGAAAUUCCAAGAUCUCGAAACACAGGAAGGAUUAGAGUGAAGCGACUUCAAGCUUUCAAAUUGCCCGUCUUCGACUUAAACGAUCCUGAGACACUGGCAGCAUUCGCCUACAGCGACGACGACCUUGACAGAAAUGAAAAAUCCAUCGAGCUCGAUGCUGCAUUCAUACUCGAGGACACAAAGUUGAAACUUAUUGAAGAGACUCCAGAAAUCAACUGUCAUCGUCGUCAGUCGUUAGUUCCAACAGCGUCGACCAACAAGUUGAGAACGCUUCGAAGAGCAAACAGUACGGAGAGCAACACACUGCUGCGUUCAGAAGACGAAUUCAAACCACUCCUGAGUAUUUGUGAAAACCACACAUUUUGGAACUCUUCAUCUCUGGCCAAAAAGAAGUCACUUAGCCGAUUGGGGUUUACCAAAGCAAAAAAGAAUCUGAAAGCGUUGUUUGGGAGACGAAGUGACAGUACUAACGACGAAGAUGCUGAAGACGUUGAGACACCGUCCAGUCUACCAUCGACGGCGACCUACGAACAUCAUCUGAAGAUUUCACGACUGCAUCGGUUGGACACGUGUGCAGUGUGCAAUCGCCAUCUGACCGGCUUCAUCUCGCAGACGUACAAGUGUGCUCAGUGCAAGUUGUGCUUUCAUAAGGAGUGUUCGUCGUUCGCAAAUUCCCUACAAUGCCAGCCAUCGUCGCCGAUGAGGUCUCCGACCAGAUUCGGCUCGCCGGGAAGGCCAUGGGAUAUCGUUCGCUCGAUCUAUUCGCGAACGUUCAACUUGAACAAAACAAAACAACAGACUGAUCCCGGUAACAUGAUCGUCGAGUCGACAGAAGAUCUGCGCCAGUUUAGCGUGUUCAUAUUCAAAAAGCAGUCUAAUCUCGACCAGAAAAGGAAUAAACGAGACACCGUUGUCGACGCAUUGUUCAAAAGGUCACUUAGAGAGUUCCACAUGGAGUUAAUUGGCUACGAGGCUGUGCUGUCUGUAAAAAGAGCUGUGCUUAAAUAUCAUGAUUUGAUCACCACCUUCGAAGGAGUGCUGACAAAAGUUUGCAAAGAAGAGGCAGUAUCGUUUCCGACGACUCUAGGAGUGAAUGCCUUCAGAGGCUUCCUGAACGAGUUCAUGCAAAAUCAGAAAAAACGCGGUUCAAAGCAAAAGUCUGGUAUCAUGAAGAGCGUUCGUAAGAAACGUCGGCGUUCAGAUGUGACUGUGCUGUACGCGGGCCACUGCUUCCGGGCCGAUUUAGUGCACGUGCCGACUUACUGUGAGGUGUGCAACCAGUUCAUGAGGCACGCCGAGAAGAUCUUCAUCUGCGCUGCUUGUCGCAUCUCGUGCCACAAGAAGUGCCACACGAAGAUCACCCAGAUUUGCAAGAUGAGCAUGAACGCCGUGUCUGGUGGACGGUUUUUCGGAGCGAUUCUGACAACGCUGGUCGAUGAGGAUCAUGCCAUUCCACCGCUCAUCGACCGCCUGUUCAUGAAUCUCGAGACCAGAGCGCUCUUCGUCGAAGGUAUUUAUAGGAAGAGCGGAUCUUUAGCGCAAGUUCGAUAUAUGCGUCGAGUCAUCGAAUCAGCACCAGAUUUCAACACUGUUUCGCUUGACGACGUGCAGGUCCACGUGCUGACCACCAUUGUGAAGGCGUUUCUUAGAGAGAUGCCCGAGCCUCUGAUCACGUUCGACCUCUACGAGAAUUUCCUCAAUGUGUCUGAAGUUGAUGACAUUACGGAACGAGGCAGAUGUUUGGCGGUGAUGAUCGAGCUGCUUCCAAAAUCGAAUAAAGGUCUCUUGGAUCGGCUAAUGUUCCACUUAGCCAGGGUGGCUCACCAGGAGGCAGUGAACAAAAUGGGGCCUUCUAAUCUUGCGAUAAUAUUCGGUCCUUGCAUUCUGAGACGACAGGACAGUGUUCAUGCGCAAGAACAACUUAGUGACGUCUCAAAGCAAGCGAUUUGUGUUCAAACAUUGAUUGAAGAGAAACUAAAACAGUACAGGAUGACCGUUUUCAACAUCGUCGAAUUGGAAGACGCUAGUCAAAAGGUUUACGCAAAUUUACGACGAAUAGAAGAGCAUCAGCAUUUGGAUUCCGUCGAGCAAAACAUUGGGACGGCUAAGCAGUUGUUUGAAGAACAACUAGAUUUCCUCGACCAACAAAAGGAAAAACUGCUGCAAGAACUUCCACCAUUGGCACCCGUUCUUCUAUCCUCUCGAGAUAUGUCGCCUACCCGCGCACCGCCACAGAGAAGCAGAAGGCCGCCUUCUCGGUUCCGUAGAACUGCUGUUGUCUUCUAUACUCCCUAA
Angiostrongylus costaricensis is the source of this 5412-nucleotide messenger RNA. Lineage: Eukaryota; Metazoa; Nematoda; Chromadorea; Rhabditida; Metastrongylidae. The record is from the annotation of a GenBank genome assembly.